Messenger RNA from Melanaphis sacchari, 599 nucleotides. RefSeq names its product biogenesis of lysosome-related organelles complex 1 subunit 1 (gene Blos1). Bases 127 to 495 code for a protein of 122 amino acids. Gene Ontology annotation, cellular component: BLOC-1 complex. The transcript has 4 exons. Lineage: Eukaryota; Metazoa; Arthropoda; Insecta; Hemiptera; Aphididae. The record is from RefSeq and is a predicted model, not a curated record. Gene Ontology annotation, biological process: endosomal transport.
UUUUAGUGAUAACAAUAAUAUUUAUUCUUCAGCUUACCUAUUAUUAUUAUUUAUUAUAAAUCUAUGCGAUUGUUUUAUACGUUUUAAAACUUAACUGAAUAUUAUCGAAGUUGUAUUCUAAUUAAAAUGCUAUCUUCCCUUGUCAAAGAACAUCAAGUAAAACAAGCUGCGCGCAAAGAAAGCCAAGAUAUUAAAAGAAAAGAGGCAGUGAAUGCAGCCAAUGAAUUAACUAACGCACUGGUCGAACACCUGAAUGUUGGUGUUGCUCAAGCAUAUCUCAAUCAAAAAAAAUUGGAUGCUGAAGCAAAACAAUUACACCAAAGUGCUAUUGUCUUUUCCAAACAGACUUCUCAAUGGCUGUCACUGAUUGACAACUUUAAUAGUGCACUUAAGGAAUUGGGUGAUGUCGAAAACUGGACGCGUACCAUUGAAAAUGACAUGCAAAAUAUCACUACUACCUUGGAGUAUGCAUAUAAAGUUUCACAAAAGCCUUAAUUAAUAUGGACCAAAAGAACAUGGUUUGCUUUCUCAAUCUCAAUUUUAUUUCAUUGUCCAUUUUUACUUAUUUAAAAUAACUGGAUACAUUAUUUGUUAUAAUU